AUGGCGCGAUGUCCUUCAGCUGCGCGCAUCAUUAGCGCUCGCCAUGUCAUGGCUGGUGCGGGGCCUUCUCACACCAGCAGCUUCCGACGCCGCACCGCUGCAGCUACGUGCAUACUCUGUCUUGACGAGCUAGCGAGCGUGAGCGGCUGCAGCCGGCAUCGGCACCUGGCACUCUGGCCCACACGUCUGCAGCUCCUGGUAGCGCAUGGCUGCUGCUCCUGGCGGCUGCACGGCUGCUACUUCUGGCGGCCCACUACUGCUACUCCUGGCUGCGCACGGCUUUCUCCUUCCGACCGAGGUGACCCCCGCAGGCAGCUGCAACUGGUACACAAGCACCUGGCGGCUGCUUCUGCUCCUGGCUCGCUCACCCCACCAUGA
This is a messenger RNA of Closterium sp. NIES-65, 378 nucleotides long. Lineage: Eukaryota; Viridiplantae; Streptophyta; Zygnematophyceae; Desmidiales; Closteriaceae. The record is from the annotation of a GenBank genome assembly.